This is a messenger RNA of Lepus europaeus (European hare), 948 nucleotides long. RefSeq names its product phosphoribosyl pyrophosphate synthetase 1 like 1 (gene PRPS1L1). The record is from RefSeq and is a predicted model, not a curated record. Gene Ontology annotation, molecular function: ribose phosphate diphosphokinase activity; magnesium ion binding; ATP binding. Gene Ontology annotation, biological process: purine nucleotide biosynthetic process; 5-phosphoribose 1-diphosphate biosynthetic process. Gene Ontology annotation, cellular component: cytoplasm; ribose phosphate diphosphokinase complex. NCBI's taxonomy places the organism in Eukaryota, Metazoa, Chordata, Mammalia, Lagomorpha, Leporidae.
AUGCGGAAUAUCAAAAUCUUCAGCGGCAGCUCCCACCAGGACUUAUCCCAGAAGACUACCGACUGCCUGGGCCUAGAGCUGGGCAAGGUGGUGAGGAAGAAAUUCAGCAGCCAGGAGAUGUGCGUGGAGCUUGGCAAGAGCGUGCGGGGCGAGGACGUCUACAUCGUUCAGAGCGGCUGUGGCGAGAUCAACGACAGCCUGAUGGAGCUGCUGAUCAUGCUGAACGCCUGCGAGAUGGCCUCGGCCAGCCGGGUGACGGUGGUCAUCCCGUGCUUCCCGUACGCCCGCCAGGACAAGAAGGACCAGAGCCAGGCCCCCAUCUCGGCCAAGCUAGUGGCCAGUAUGCUGUCGAUAACGGGCGCGGACCAUAUCAUCACCAUGCACCUGCACGCGUCUCAGAUCCAGGGCUUCUUCCAUAUCCCCGUCGAUAAUCUGUACGCCGAGCCGGCUGUCCCGAGGUGGAUCCGGGAGAAGAUCCCCGAGUGGACGAACUGCACCGUGGUCUCCCCUGACGCUGGCGGGGCCAAGAGGGUGGUGGCCAUUGCUGACCGGUUGAACGUGGACUUCGCCCUGACUCACAAGGAGUGGAAGAAGACCAGCGAGGUGGACCGCAUGGUGCUGGUGGGCGACGUGAGAGGCCGCAUGGCUGUCCUGGUGGAUGACGCGGCCGACACCUGUGACCACGCGGCCGACAAGCUGCUGUCGUCUGGAGCCACCAAGGUGUACGUCAUCCUCACUCAUGGCAUCUUUUCAGGCCCGGCCGCGUCUCGCAUCAACGGCGCCUGCUUUGAGGCAGUGGUGGUCACCAAUACCAUACCGCAGGGGGACAAGAUGAGGCACUGCCCCCAAAUCCAGGUGAUGGACAUCUCCAUGAUCCUGGCCCAGGCCAUCUGGAGGACUCACAGUGGGGAGUCCGUGUCCUACCAGCUUAGCCACGUUCCUUUGUAA